AUGCUUUCGCCCCGAGAAAAGAAAGACAAAAGUAUCAGGGCUACUGAUCUUGAUGCUCUUAGCUGCCGCUUCUGUGCCAAUGCCAAGGGGUACUUUGUUCCAUCCGACGUUUACAUUAAGGACCUACUACAGUCUUAUGAGCAUAACCUCCAAUACUGUCAAGGGUACACACCGAUGUCUGCUGGUCGUGCUCUCAGAACUUUGUUUAAGGAUCCCAAGUAUCCAUUGAUUAACAGAGGUACGUUCUUCCGUACGAAGCUGAUAAAUACAAUCGUUGAACGCUUCAUCAGUUCUCAUGAAGAAUGUCAAAUCAUAUCCAUUGGAGGUGGAUCUGAUACCCGAGGGUUUCGUGUUUUGCAAGACCACCCCACUGGCGUGAGAUAUAUGGAAAUUGAUUUCGUGGAGCUGGUUAAGAUCAAGAAGUCGGCUAUUUUGCUGAGUGCAACCCUUCUGCAGAUCGUCGGACAGGCGCCAGAACAGACUCCACUUAAGGACAAAGCAUCGUUUGAGAGUAUGGAUCCUGAAAUUCAUACAUCUAGGUACGACUUGAUUGCUCUAGAUCUCCGGGAUAUCGACCUACGAGGUAAAGAGAGACUUUCGAGUUACCUAAAAGAUGACGUACCUACUUUGGUGAUUAGCGAAUGCGUGUUAUGUUAUUUAACUCCCGAAGAUAACGAAAAAGUCCUUGAAUUUUUAAGAAUGAGUUAA
Messenger RNA from Candidozyma haemuli, 708 nucleotides. Its product is annotated as leucine carboxy methyltransferase. Bases 1 to 708 code for a protein of 235 amino acids. Gene Ontology annotation, biological process: C-terminal protein methylation. The transcript has a single exon. Gene Ontology annotation, molecular function: protein C-terminal leucine carboxyl O-methyltransferase activity. The record is from RefSeq and is a predicted model, not a curated record. NCBI's taxonomy places the organism in Eukaryota, Fungi, Ascomycota, Pichiomycetes, Serinales, Metschnikowiaceae.